Molecule: messenger RNA, 2572 nt
Organism: Paramisgurnus dabryanus
Lineage: Eukaryota; Metazoa; Chordata; Actinopteri; Cypriniformes; Cobitidae
Product: natural killer cell receptor 2B4-like
Source: RefSeq, a predicted model, not a curated record
ACUGAUCUCUGCCGGUAAUCAGUGUGAUUUCAUGCAUCUACAGUGUUUGUCGGUGUUUUUACUGAGUUAUUUUCUUGCAGUUAUUUAUCCCAGUGAAUUGUUUUGGGGCUGCAUGGCCGCUUUGUUUUAUUUACAUGAUAUACAGUAGCCUACUGGAUCUUAUUUCUGCAACCCCCGAGUUUUAUAAAGCGGAGCAUUGAGUUGGAUUGUGUAUUUGUCAUCGUGCCACAUGGCCAUGUAGGAGUUCGGCAUAAUUCGGAAGAAUAUGUUUAAAAAUAUCGUUUUCAUCUUUCUGUUUAUCUUACAUGGUGUGUUUGGUGUUGAUGGAGAUGAAGUGAAGUCAGUGUCAGUGAUGGAGGGAGAUUCUGUUACUCUACACACUGAUAUUACUCAAAUACAAAACCGUGAUCAGAUAUUGUGGAGCUUCGGACCUCAUGAGACUCGUAUAGCUGAAAUCUAUAAGGGCCCUAUUGAUAUGUUUGACAGUAAUGAGAUAUUUGGAGACAGACUGAAACUGAACAGUCAGAAUGGAUUUCUCACCAUUUCAAAUAUUAAAAUCUCAGACUCUGGACUUUAUAAACUACUGAUCAAUAGCAACAGAGGACCUAUAAAUAAGAUAUUUAAUGUUACUGUCUAUGCUCCUCUACCUGUUCCUGUAAUAACCCAUAUCAGUAACUACUCAAACUGUUCAUCAUCAUCAGAAAGAUCAUCAGUGUCAAAAUGUAUGUUGUUGUGUUCAGUGUUGAAUGUGAGAGAUGUGAAUCUGUCCUGGUACAAAGGAAACAGUUUAUUGUCCAGCAUCAGUGUGUCUGAUCUCAACAUCAGACUCUCUCUACCUCUGGAGGUUGAAUAUCAGGAUACAAACACAUACAGAUGUGUGGUGAACAAUCCCAUCAAAAAUCAAACUCAACAUCUCAACAUCACUAAACUCUGUGAAUCAUGUUCAGCAAAGAUAACAUCUUUCAAUCUCACUGCCCUGAUACUUAGUCUGCUACUGCUGCUACUGGUGAUAAUUGGUGUUAGUGGACUGGUGUACUGGAAGUGCAAGAACGGCAAACAAGCAGAACAGCAAGUUGAAACUAUUGAAGAAGAGAUACAUUAUGCUACCACAACAUUCUGUGCACGUCGUGCACAUAGUACGGAAGCUGAUGGACCAGUUGAGACGAUUUACUCAAGUGUUCUGAUGAGCUAAAGAUCCAACUUCCCAUUAUUUGUGUUAUUGUUGAUAGUUUAGUAUGUACAUUCCCAUUUAUACAUUUGGGACAUUUUUUUAAUCAAGGCGAGGUAUUCAUUUUAUCAGUAUGCAUGUUACCAGUAUUUCCUUUGCACUGCUUGUCCUCAGGGCAACAUUAUGUUGACCCUGGGACAACAUUUCAAUAAACCAAUCAGAUUUCAGAAAUAAGUUUACAGUUUGAUUUAAGUUUAAAGGGGACAUAUUAUGAGAUUUUUUUAAAGAUGAAAACUAAGUCUAAAAUAGGUCUGAGCAAAAGUGUGCCGUUUUGGGUGUGUCAUUUAAAAUGCAAAUGAGCGGAUGAAGUGCAACCACUGAUCACAAUGAUGGUGGUUUGUUGCAAUUGAAACUCAAUUGUGCUGUGAAAUAUUUUAUCUCUCUCUUUCUCUCCAUACUAAAUGGUUGUGCUGUGGUUGGAUAGUGCAGAUAAAGGGGGCGGUAUUACCUUAUUCUGACAUCACAAUAAGGGCCAAAUUACAAUGACCUAUUUUUCACAUGCUUGCAGAAAAUGGUUUACCAAAACUAAGUUAUUGGGUUGAUCUUUUUAAUAUUUUCUAGGUUGAUAGAAGCACUGGGGACACAAUUAUAGCACUUAAACAUGGAAAAAGUCCGAUUUUCAUAAUAUGUCCCCUUUAAGUUUACAACCAGGAUUAGCUGUUUCUAGACCAUUGUUUUUCACUUAUCAUGUCCCUCUGAUUUUAGGGUUUGGUUGGGGUUGGGGGUAGGUUUAGGUUUUAUUUAGAAAAAUGUUGUCCUUGGGUCAACACAAUACAUCAACCACUUGGCAAAAUCAGUUUGAACGCUGACCCACAUGUUUGGUCUUGCAGCAAAACUAUUUAAGAACCACUGUUGUCAGGCAUGUUCUGGAAUAUAAAAACAUUACUUUUUAUAUAGUAAUUACACAUUUUCCAGACAGGGCGUAUUCUAGUCUCAAACUAAAAUACCUGUUUGAGCUGCUUUAAUUUAAAAACAUUUUUGCACUGACUGUAGCUAUAGUUUCAUGAUGCACACCAUUGUUGUAUGUAUGUUUGUAAAAAACAACCAAACUGCCUUAAUAUAAAGCCUAGUCCUGGAUUAAUCUAAACCCUGUCCUUAAAAAAUGCCCUAUUGAGUUAUAGAUCUCAGAUUCAUCCACUGUCCUGCCCUGGAAUGAGUAAGAGAGGAUUCAAUUGGUGUUUACCAAAUCAAGAUUUUGUCUGAACAUGUUAUUCCUGAAGCAAUUGUUGUGUAGCUGCCUAAAAAGCAAGUGUUUUUUAAGUAUGCAUUACAAAUCUGUAUCAUGUUUUUUCUAAGGAUCUAUGAUAUAGCAUGCCAUAAAUAAAUAAACUGUUACUUUUUUCA